Molecule: messenger RNA, 5570 nt
Organism: Artibeus jamaicensis (Jamaican fruit-eating bat)
Lineage: Eukaryota; Metazoa; Chordata; Mammalia; Chiroptera; Phyllostomidae
Gene: GCNT1
Product: glucosaminyl (N-acetyl) transferase 1
Exons: 5
Coding region: 845-2131 (428 amino acids)
Cellular component (GO): membrane
Molecular function (GO): beta-1,3-galactosyl-O-glycosyl-glycoprotein beta-1,6-N-acetylglucosaminyltransferase activity
Source: RefSeq, a predicted model, not a curated record
UCGGGGGCAGGAAACACAUGGUCAUCUCUGAACUUCAUAUGAUAUAAAGAACCUUGGCAUCAUUUUUUUCUUCUGUGUUAUAAAACAUUUUCAUUUUCAAAAUCCGAAAAGGCAGAACUCGCGUUUCCUGCCUCCGAGGAAGGGGUCAUAAAAUUUUGAGAAAGACCCCACUCACCCGCCCCGUCCUUCAGCCCUUCGGAGAACGAACGAGGCGAACCCGAGGAAGCAGAGACGCCACUCCUCCGGGAAGACACGACGGCCCCAGGCGCGCGCUGACCCAACCGGGAGCCCGGAGCCCCGGCCCAGCUCUCGCACCGAGGGAGGAGAGUCUUCAUUUCCAGAAUAGUACAAGUGAAUUGGGAGGUUAUACGGUGUUGAGAGAAAGCGAUGGUGUCUGGAGAUGAGAACACGGCCACAGCUAUUUGUGGCCUGAAUUCGUUGUUUCCUACCUGUCACCUUGCCCUUGAAGACUAAAGGCGGUAAUGUUCAACUGAGAGCUUACUCCUCUGACGUAUGUCCAAGCCCCCAGAAGAUUUUUUUGAAAGCCUCAUGGGACAUAACACCACGGCUGGAUGCCUGGGGAAAUUAGGAGACCUGACGGCGUGAGAGCCACUCUGCCAGGGGCGCAGGAUGUCACCUGGAAUCGAGUAACCAAACAAGCCAGAUGUUCCUUAACUUUAAAUGGCAAAAAAAAAAAAAUUAGUGCACGUCUGCAUGUAAAGAUGCCAUUGCCCUUCUGAUGAAUGCAAACUGACAGCUUGCAAGGCCAGGACAGAAGCAACAUCUUUGCUGCGGGAAGCGUGGAAGACUGCCCUUAAAAAAGGAGAGUCCCCAGUUGUUUGAAAUGCUGAAGAAGUUGCUGAGAAGGAGACUUUUUUCUUAUCCCACCAAAUACUACUUCUUGUUUCUUGUUUUUUCUCUGGUCACCUUCUCUGUUUUAAGAAUUUAUCAAAAGCCCGAGUUUGUGAGCAUCGAACAUUUGGGUCUGGUCGGAGACAAUCCCGGUAGUAAUAUUAAUUGCACCAAGGUUUUACUGGGUGAUGUAGAUGAAAUUGAAAAGGUGAAGCUUGAGAUUCUAACUGUGAAGUUUAGAAACCGCCCUCAGUGGACAACUCAUGACUAUAUAAACAUGACUAGCGAUUGUACAUCUUUCAUCAAGAGGCGCAAAUAUAUUGUAGAACCUCUUAGUAAAGAAGAAGCAGAGUUUCCAAUAGCAUAUUCCAUAGUGGUUCAUCACAAAAUCGAAAUGCUUGACAGGCUCCUGAGGGCCAUCUACAUGCCUCAGAAUUUCUAUUGCAUUCACGUGGACAGAAAAUCGGAGGAUUCCUUUUUGGCAGCAGUGAUUGGUAUCGCGUCCUGUUUCAGUAAUGUCUUCGUGGCCAGUCGGCUGGAGACCGUGGUGUAUGCGUCAUGGAGUCGGGUUCAGGCCGACCUCAACUGUAUGCAGGACCUCUACGGGAUGAGUGCAGACUGGAAGUACUUGAUAAAUCUCUGUGGUAUGGAUUUUCCAAUUAAAACCAACCUGGAAAUUGUUAGGAAACUCAAGUCGCUCAUGGGAGAAAACAACCUAGAGACAGAGAAAAUGCCACCCCAUAAAAAAGAAAGGUGGAAAAAACAUUAUACGGUCAUUAAUGGAAAGCUGACAAAUACAGGGACUGACAAAACGCACCCUCCUCUGGAAACACCUCUGUUUUCGGGCAGCGCCUACUUUGUGGUCAGUAGGAAGUAUGUGGAGUACGUGCUAGAGAAUGAACAAAUCCGAAAGUUUAUGGAGUGGGCAAAAGACACAUACAGCCCAGAUGAGUAUCUCUGGGCCACUCUUCAGAGGAUCCCUGAAGUUCCAGGCUCACUGCCCUUAAGCCAUAAGUACGACAUGUCCGACAUGCAGGCGAUUGCUAGGUUUGUCAAGUGGCAGUACUUUGAAGGCGACGUUUCCAAGGGCGCCCCUUAUCCACCCUGCCACGGUGUCCAUGUGCGCUCCGUGUGUGUCUUCGGAGCAGGUGACUUGAACUGGAUACUGCGCACCCACCACUUGUUUGCCAAUAAGUUUGAUGUGGACAUUGACCUCUUUGCCAUUCAGUGUUUAGAUGAGCAUCUAAGGCAUAAAGCCCUGGAGACGUUGAAACACUGACCAUUGGUUGCCUGCAAUUUUAGAAAUAGAGUGCUGCCUGAGAUGUAUCCCAUCUGAGUCCUCUGCCCUGUUAAUAAACAUCGGAAAUGCUGUAGGGGGUGCUCUUUGGAGCGGGGCCUCCAGCUCUUCAUCUCAGAGGAGCUCUGUGUCUCUGCAGAGCACAGUUGCUUAGAAAGCUUACAGCACUAGGUGCUGACUUAGAGUUAACGCCAGGCCAGGGGCAGGUUGGGAGGCUUUGUGGGGAGAGGUGGCCCUGGUGGCCAGAUGCAAAAACCAGCCUGUUACAGAGCUCAGGGACUUAACAAAAUGAUAUGAUUCAACCUGUGCCAAAAUUACUUUGAGAGCUUUAAAUAUGACAGUUUUCUUGAUUUGAAUAAAUUUAUAGCAAAACCCAAUCAUAAGGAUAUAAUUUAUAUUGUAGGUUCUAUGGUUGAAUUAGAAGUCUGACUUUACUGUAAAUGAUUCUUGUGAAUAUAGUUGACUUUCUGCUGCAACAUCAUGCUGUGUGUUGUAUCUGUGGGUCAUCUCAGGGAACUUGAAAACAUGGGCUUGACCAGAUACAAAUACUUCUGAGUAAUUUUUGUUUCUACCAAUGUGCACAUGUUUCUAAAAACAAAAAAAUGGUGAUUUGUAGUUUAGUUGAUUCUGUGAAUCAUCUUCAAUGACUAGAAAUGCCUUAGGUUAUUAAAUGAGUUAAGAUAUGUUUGUUUAUUAUUAAAGUUUCUACAGAGUAACACUCAAUUUUAUAAAUAUUUGUCUGUCUCCCACCAUCUCCCAGACCCUGCUGUCACACCGUAUAAAAACUGGUUUUGUAGUGCCCCACAGGACUGCCUCAGUUCUGUUGUAUGAUGUGGUGGACAGUAAUUUGUGUAGGGAACUGACAGAAACGGUGAAGUGCGGGCAUGGAGUGGGGAGGAGGAGGAGUCAGAUUCAGACCCCAUCUGAGGCCUGCGAUGAGUGUUACAAACCACCCAUUGCCACCAUCCACAGAAAUUGAGGCUGGUGCUCUUUGCCUGUGUCCAACCUCCCAGUGCCUUGCAUCUUAGUGUGGCUGGUGUCCAUUUCACUGGCUUCCCUUGACCUUGCUUCUUCGUGUUACCUGCCUAUUGGCUGCUCCUUAGCCCUUGGGUUUUAAGUGUCCUUCUCUCUCAGAACCAACGCAGGAGAAAGAGGUGUUCUGUUGUUCUACAUGCUGCGUUUCAAAGCCUGAGAAUCCGAAAGGAACCAUUAGGUCUGGGGUAGAUUAUUUUAGUAUUGGUAUUAUUCACAGCAUAUGACUUUUACUCUACUUUUUCACCAAAAGACUGGAUAAUUUGAGGUUGCUGUUAUGCUUGCUCUUUGGCUAAGCUGAUACUGUUCAGCCAAAGCUCUAACAGGAAAUGUGAAAUUUUAUCGUUUAGCUAAGGCUUUAAACAAGAGUCAAAACCAGGUACUUUAUUCUUAAAGGAAAAGCAACUUCACUAGUACAUGAGAAAUUCAUAAUGUCAGACAGUUUCCAAGCCUUCAACUGAGAAAAUAAUUUUAUUCCUCAAAGUUAGGAAACAUUUUUAUUUUAUGGAGAAGUGUGUUAUAUUGACCCUCCAGAACGAAAGUUUCAUAGUUUUCCGUAAAGCUUUGUCGUUUGUAAACAUGAAAGUCAGUGGGUUGCUGUGUUUUGCAUGAUUGGAUACGGUAGCUUUGAAAACUCACGUGAGGACAUCAGUGGGGGCGUUCCGUACCGUGUUCUGUCUCUUCCCGUCUAAUGCAGCCGGUUCUUCGAAGGGGCAUCAAAGGUCUCGUCCUUUCUCGAGUGGCAGGAAGAUUUUACCUUUGGGGCCGUUUAGGCGUUUUCUUUGUAACUGUAAAACCAGUGAUAUCCAGUGACACACACUUUGUGUCUUCGUCUUGUAGUUGUGCUUCAUUCAUGAUGUCCUGUUUUAUGGAUUUUUUUCAUGUUUAUUUCAAAAAUUCACAAAUUAAUAGGAAAGUUAAAAGCAAUACUACAGAGGACACCAUAUAACCCUUGCCUGGAGUCCUGCUUUUUAACAUCAUGCCCCUUUUGCUUUAAAUAUUAUUAUUUUUAAUAUAGCAAAAUUGAAACGUUUUUUAAAUUUACAAAUACCCGAAGUUUUAUAUCUCAGAACUCUUAUUAUUAUAGUAUGAUUGUGUCUGAUUUACAUGUGAAUUGGCAGCUUUUGAGGGAUUUUCCUCCACCCCAGACAUAAAACUAGGACUUUUGGGUCUGUUUCACUAACCCCACACUGGAACUGUGGACUCCCCGUCUUUUAUGUCACCGUGGAACCUCAUCUGUCUAGAAUGGUACCUGUUGAGUUGUGUCUGAACAUUAGCCCGCUGCUAGUGACUACUAAAGGCAUUACAUAGAAUUUGUUUAUUAGGGCUCUUACUUUUAGACCUUUCAGGGUAACCUAAAAAAGCAAGUGAAAUAUAUAUUCCCAGGACAAGCGAUUUGAAGAGUCAAAAAAAUUGGUUCCAAAAGGAAGCCCAUACUAUAUUCAGAAGGUGCAAAACAUGGGUACUUUGGGAAAGAUAAAGAAAUUAUUUAAAUAGUUUUCAUGUGUCAGUUAUUAAACACUAAUUUUUUCUUGCUCUCAUUUAAGAUCUUUUGUAGGUAAUGAUUAAAAAUCAUGCACAAAUAAAUCCUUAAACAUAUAUAAACUGCUGUUUUGUGUAAUGGAAAGAUUAUUCUAGUUAAUGAAGUACUGCAAAAAGAUUUACUAUUACUUAUUAUGGACAACUUAACAAAAGUGUUUCUACUAUAGGCAGUGACCUAGGUUCCUCCGAGACCACGGGAAACAGCCGCUUGACCGUGUGCAUGUGAAGCAUCAUUGGUCUCUAAACAUGUAUUGCUGUCAUUUAUCAAGAAUAAUUCACUUAAGUAAAAUAACAUAAAUGGGUUUUCUUUUGUAGUUACUUGAGGAGAGGAAAGCCAUGCUUUUAGUUUAUGGUAUUUGUGGGAUCAAUUGAACUAGAGUUUCCAGUUGCUUGGGAAAAUAAAAAUCAUUUCUCGUUUUAUUAAUUAACUAUAAAAUAAAGCUAACACUGUUUUAUGGUAAGUGUGGUUAUUCUUAAGUUUUACUUUUUUUUUUUAAAGACCUUAUUUAUUUUUAGAGAGAAGGGAAGGAAGGGAGGAAAAAGGAGAGAAACAUCAAUCAGUUGCCUCUUGCACAUCCCCAACUGGGGACUUGGCCCACAGCCCAGGCAUGUGUCCUGAUGUGGAAUUGAACCAGCAACCUUUUGGUUUGUAGGCCAGCACUCAAUCCACUGAGCCACACCAGCCAAGCACAUUUUACUCUUUUGAAUGUGAACAUGACUGAAUGCAUUUGGAACUUGUCAUAUACCACCAUUAAAAGCAAACUAAAAGGACAGCUGGAUCAGGAGUGGAAACAUAGAAAUGAAGACCUCAAGGAGGGUUAGCAACAGGGGAGUGGGAGGAGGAGAA